ACUUGGUCACAGAUUUUAUGCUGGUAUAAAGCGUGGAACUGUCAGUAAUAAAUAUAAAUAUACAAAUAUGGAUAAGUUUGACAGGAAAUGUACGACUUGGUAAGCAAUUUGUAGCUUUGGCAAGAAAUGCAGACCGUUUGUAAUUUUAAAGUUGAUAACUCUAUAAAAAGAAGUGUCUGGAAAAGCGUCUUCUACCUUUUAUAAAAUCUUGUAAUUUUUCAGUAACGUUUUGACCUAAUUUAGCAAGCUGUCACUUGAUACCGAAGAAAUGGCGUUGAAAUUAUGCCUAAAGAUUACAACCCGCCAAAUUGUUCACAAAUACGUCCUAUAGAAAAAUGUUGGGCUGUUUGUAAGUUUAAGUGAAAUAAGUCACAAUGUAAAGUCAAUAUAGAGUCCGAGCUAUGCAAAAAGUGGAGAAAAUUUUGUGAUCAAGUUACCGGUAGCACUGUGCAAAACUUGAUGAGAAGCGUUAAGCCAGAAGUUCGUAGUCUUAGUCAAGAAAAAAUAAUGACAAAGACCGUACUGGAAAUAGUGGAAAUUGUAGUUUUGGUAACUGUUGUUUUGUGUGCAUUAGUAGGAAACUGCCUAAUAAUUCUUGCCUUCAUAGUUGGCUCAAAGACUGUCAAAACCUUAAGGAACUACUUUAUUGUAAAUCUAGCUGUUGCUGAUUUAAUGGUAGUGUGCUUAUCGCUUCCGCUCUGGAUAGUAUCUCGAAUAGAUGUAAAACUAAUUCAUGAUGCUCAAAUUGCAAAAUACUUUUCAGCAUUUGAUGUAUUGUGCGGAACUACAUCUAUAUUGAACCUGGCAGCUAUAAGUUUGGAACGCAUGUAUGCUGUAAAUUGUCCAGUGCGUCAUUUUAAUUUAACUCCCCUUCCUGUACUUCUGGUUAUUGCAGCAACAUGGACAAUUGGAUUUUUACUUACAGCUGCCAAAUUUGUUAUAAAUAUUGAAAAAUCAAAUAGAGAAUAUACUGUAUUGUUAUUUGUUCUGGCGUACCUUGUUCCGGUUUUUGUCAUUAUUGUUUCUUACUUUAUCAUUUACUGUUAUGCAAUCUCAAAAACGAAAGGAAAAAGUCGAUGUAGCAGAUUAAAGCGGGACUUGAAAGCUGCUAAGACGAUAUCUGUAAUUAUUGGUUUGUUCAUUCUUUGUUGGAGUCCGUUCUUUUUUAUAAACAUUUUGUAUGUCUUCGAAAUUCGGAGUACAACUAAUGUAAUCAACAUAUCCAAGUUGAUGCACUAUAGUAACAGCAUGAUGAAUUUUUUUGUAUAUGGACUUAGAAGUCGGGAUUUUAAACGCUCAUUCCAGUCUUUACUUAAAUGUAGCUAGCUGUUUAGUUUAUUUUUGUAUUUAUAGACUUAAAAGUCGGAACCUUAAACGCUUA
Hydra vulgaris (swiftwater hydra) is the source of this 1381-nucleotide messenger RNA. RefSeq names its product octopamine receptor 1. Gene Ontology annotation, cellular component: dendrite; plasma membrane. Gene Ontology annotation, biological process: G protein-coupled receptor signaling pathway, coupled to cyclic nucleotide second messenger; chemical synaptic transmission. The record is from RefSeq and is a predicted model, not a curated record. NCBI's taxonomy places the organism in Eukaryota, Metazoa, Cnidaria, Hydrozoa, Anthoathecata, Hydridae. Gene Ontology annotation, molecular function: G protein-coupled serotonin receptor activity; neurotransmitter receptor activity.